AUGGGGAAGAAGAAGAAGAGACCGUCGAAGGUGUGGUGCUACUACUGUGACCGGGAAUUCGACGACGAGAAGAUUCUUGUGCAGCACCAAAAGGCGAAGCAUUUCAAGUGCCACGUCUGCCACAAGAAGCUCUCGACUGCCGGGGGCAUGGCGAUCCACGUUCUCCAGGUCCAUAAAGAGACCGUCACGAAGUAUGCCUUCAUCUUCCUCGUUUUCUUUCCCACCCUCUUAAUAUUUCUUUGACACUGUAAAGCUAGAGCUUCUAUAGAUAUUCUGGUCUGUUUGGUGACUUUUAUUUAUGUAUCUUAUUGGUGGCCUCAUUGGUAUGAUUCAUUUGCGAAAACCUUGAUGGCAUGGGAGGAUAAUAUUGAACCUAAUUUGAUGAACCACAGUGAUAAGUUAUCGGUGUACCUCUGGAUAGGGCAGGUUUGGCAAGCGACAUAAUUUGAGAUCAUGUUUCCUAAUUGGCAAUGUCCACAUCAUACUGCAAGCUCUAAUGUGUCUGUCUGUUCGGGCUUCUGGCGUUGUGCUAGGAAGCUUGGGUUAAUCAAUGAUAUUACAGCUGAGAAUGGGCACAGAAAAAGAAAGGCAGCAAUUUAAAGCUUAAAAGUUAGGAAGCCAUCUUCUGAUGAAAUCUGAAUAUUUUUUCAUGAAAUGCAAUAAAAAAUAACUUGAGGUGAUGGAGAAGAUGCUUCCACUAGGGAUGCUAUGGCUGCAGUCAUCUAUGAGUGUCUACAGUCCGAUGUCAGCUGUGGCAGUUCGUGACUGGGUCUUGUUGCUUCUAUGGCUGUUGGCAGCUGUUCUUUGCUUGCUGUAGAAGACUAUCUCUGCUGGGAUAAGAUGCAGAGAAAAAAGAGAACCCAAAAAUCUGUAGCCAUUGCUUCUUGAACAAGUAUUGUCUGUAGACCCCUUUCGCAAGAAUUCGAUGAAAAAGGUUUUAAGAGUUAAUUUACUAUUCCGUGUAACUCUGAACUGUUGUCAAGGUUAUCGAAAAAUACAUAAAUGUUUUUGUUUCCAAUUGUCUUGAGCUCCCUGUUAUUUCCGAUUCUCUGAUGUACUGUUUUCAGAGUCCUCUGUAGUGGUGGAUUAAACGGAAUCUGGCAAACCUACCCCAUGUCAAUAAGCUGUAGAUGGACGGGUUUGAUUCAAAGUUUUUUCCACUUUAAGGCUGGCGUUUGCCAGAAGUUAUUGAAAGGGAAUGAGGUCAUGUCCAGUAUGAAUCAAGAUUUAACAAGCUUGAUUCAACAAGCACUUAUCCUAGUAUACUUGUGAUUAUGGGAUGACUGACCGAGUGUUGGCAUUGAAUGUCGGCUUUGGAAAAUGAGACAAAAUUUUAUUGUAUACAUUGAAUGCCAUAUCAAUGCACUUUGGCCAUUGUCCUGAAGAUCUGGCAUUUUGAACGGUCAAGACUAAACUUGCGUGAACAGGCAGGGGCCUGGUAUUGCAAAACAUUCUUGUUUUUCGUGAGCAAGUUGAGGAUAAGCAUAGACCGGGAGAUUCCCUAAUUGGUCAACAUUUCAAGGUUAUCUGAGGGUCAGGGAAGAUACAUCUUGGCAAACUGAGACGUCUUUAUUUCCAGGUAAAAAGAAUGUUAUAACAAUUCCAGUUGUAGUAUUUUGUGAUGUAGAAUUGGCCUAAAGUGAGUAGUUAUAUUGUUUCUUUCAGAUAAGGAUAAUACGAUAAUGGACUGAUGCAAGACAUUGCAGCUUUUCUUUUUUGAAUAUAAAGGUUCUCUCAAUUUUUCAUAGGGGUUCUUGAAUCUGAGGAUGUAUAACCAGAAUUGGAUUACGGAGUCAACAAGUCUGAUUCUGACUUUAGUCGGAUAUGAACUGGCCUAAUGUGACGAAUGGUUUGGCAUCAGUACAUAUCAAGGACUGCUAACUUCACUAUAUUCAGACAAGGAUGAUUUUCAGGUAGCAAGAAAUAGGUGAACCACUUCUUCUGGAAGCUGAGAUUUUAAAAUUGAAAAGAUGAGUGGUUUCUUAAGAGGGAUAAUGAGGUAGCAGAAGAAAAGAAGAAAAGUUCUUUUUGGUAAUUGUUUUGAAUACGUGCUCUGGAAAUUUUCUUCACUACAAUAUGAUGAAACUGAUCACAUAAAUAAAAGCAAAAUAAUUUAUUUCUCGACUGAUCAAUGUCAUGGUCUGUGUGUGACUAUCUCUAUAGGUAGAUAUGUUUUGUGUGCUAGAUGAGUACAUCUGCAAUUGAGCAUUAAGAGAUGUGCAGCGUGGAGAGCAUGUUUUACAUGGGGCAUCUCUGCUCCUGGGGUAUUGCGGAUGGAUAACCAUGAGGAAGUCGGAUAACUUCUUGAAAUACAUGACAGUGGAUUUUAUGUUUAGAAAGUUGUAUUCGUAUUCACCCGCCUAUUGUGUGGUUAAACACCUUUCGUUCCUCAUCCCCCCUUCAUGAAAUAUAUCUUGAUCAUUUAUUUUUCAUCAUUUGUUUUUCUGUGAUUCCCUUUUCGAACACAAAAUGAUGGCACCACGUUACUUUCCGGGGUUCACACUUCAAGUGUAGCUUGACUGGUUAUUUCUCUUGGACUUCAUUCUAGGUACUGAUUUUCUCUUUUUUUUCAAGGGUCCCCAAUUCUAAGCCUGACCGAGAAUCGACAGAAAUCGAAAUAUAUGGAAUGCAAGGAAUUCCUCCUGAAAUUUUAGCAGCUCAUUACGGAGAAGGUAUUUCCAUAUUCGACAUAUCUUGGUGUUGGCUUUAUUCUUAUUCAUACUCAUAUUGUAGGAAUAAUGACUCUUGUUACAUUUUCAUGGAAGGUUGUAAUUGACACCUUUAAAUUUCCAACGUUUCUAUCGUAAUGAAACAUUUUUCAGGAUUUCUUCUCUUGGUUUUGUAAUUUUUGACAUAUCCGCCAUUUAUAAGAAGAAAAGAAGAAGACGAUGACUGGGGAGAAUUCAGAUGGAGACUAAUUUAGAAAUGUUAGUUAAAUGCGAUGUCGGGCAAAAUCAGGACAGAAUGCGUCCUUGGUCCCUUUUAGUCAGAGUUUAGUAGACAAUGAUAACAAUUCACUGAUGAAUUGCUGUGUCAAUUGUUUGCUGGAAGACAUUGUUCACUUUUGUGUGUGCUUCUUUUCUCUGUCCCGUGAAUAUCUAUGUUAAGUUGGUACGAUUAAGCUCUCUAUUUUUCUUCAAACUUUGGAGCAUGGAAAAUAUAAUUUCUUGCCUUCUUGUUCAUAGAGCAAUUUCUCUCUCUGGUUUGAAAAUUUUAUCUUCUUUUUCCUUAAUCCUGUUUAGGACCUUGGUCCUUCUGAUUUCCAAAACAUUUAAUAUUUGCGGGCCUUGUGAGAGCCAUGCUCUCCAUUUUCGUUGCUUUUUCAAAUUUGAAUUGUGUGCCUUGUUUCUUUUAGUGGUUUUUGUGUGUAAUCAUAUCUUUCGUGAUUCAUCCCCCUCUUUCACGUUUGUCAUCAUUUCACUUCUUUGCUUAUUUUUGUUCAUUGAGAGGACUUGUAAGUCUCUGAAAGGUAUAGAUAGUUGUUGGCUAGUCGUUUUGUGAAAUGCUUAAGCUUUUGCAGUGAAACAACAAAGUAAUACGCUAAAAAGAGGUUUGUUGCUUUUGCUUGUGUCAUGAAAAUGAUCAGGUGCUGGUAUGCAUGUCAUGCAGAGAGCUAGAUGGACUAAACAGCAGGUUUCUUUUCCGUUUUUACCCAUGACGACAUGAUCGCUCGUUCCUAGCAUAUUCCUUUUGUUACCGUGUUUUGUAGUACUAGUUUGGAAUCUGUUAAAAAUUAUCAACUGAAAUAUCUGUUUUUUUUUUCACUAGGUUGACAUAUUUUGGUCUCGUUUAUUUUGGAAUUGGUCCUGGAAAAUGGUGUAACGUGCUGAUUAUAUGCUAACUUUAUCAGUGCUAUAGGACUAAUGAGAAUAUGGCCGUCUUUAGUCUUUCUUACUCAAAAGACUUGAAAGAUAAUGGACGGCCUCAUGAUCAUUUUAAUAUGCUCUUCCAGAAAUGGAGGACCAUUCCAGUAAAGUGAAGGAACAUUCACCAAUGUGCUGCCUUUUGGCAUCCCAGAACGUUAGCUCUAUUUCUCGUUUGUUUUUUUCGUUUUAUACAUAUUCUUUUUGAUUGGGAAGAUUGGGGGGAGGCAUGAAAAUGAUCAAUGAUCUAACCCUGAAUAUGGCAGCAAUGAUCAAAAUCAAUUAAUUAACUAAUCGCCCUUAGUUGAACAAAAAUGUUCCAAAUUUCAUUUUGUUAAACUGUUCGCAGGCCUUGAGUUUGCUUGCUUUGAAUGGUUUAUGGGUAUAUGAUUGUGAGUUGUUCACCGCUGAAAAGGGAGAUUAAGUCAUCUGAGAGGUGGACCUGGGCCAUGUGUCGAGACUGGAGAUCCUCUGUUUUGCCUCAGCCUCUCUUGCGAGAGAGUGAAGAACAACAGCUUUCCAGUUCAAAAAUAGGGAGAGAACAGAAGAUUGGUAGAGGGAAAUGGAGAAGGAUGAAAUGGAAAAAUAUUGAAUGGAGUGGGGAGUGAGAGGGCUGUGUCAUACUUUACAAUUGUUUGCAUAUUCUGCCUAGCUUAUCAUCACUUCUGUUAUUUCUACUGGCUGCCACCAUCACAAAGGUUUCUUUAUUUAUGUUUUCUUAUAUCUUUCCUUCUAUUUCCUUUCUUGCUUUCCUGUUCUGCUGCUGAUACUAUUCCUACUUUAUCCCCCACCUCUGUUUCUUCUUUCUUACCCUUUAUUUAUUUUUUCUUUUUUCCUUUUUUUCCAUUUAUUUUCCUCAUCUCAUCAUAUUUCUAUUUUAUUAUUCUGCUUUUUUAAAAGAAGCCAAAUGCCGUUGGAUGACAACUGAUUUGGACCAGGAAUCUGCUUUUGAGCCUGAGCAACAGAGUGUCACGGGCUGGUGACAGUGGUUCUCAUUUGAUGACAUUUCUAUAAUUAUCAGACCUACCCUAGUUGGGUAAACAAAGCCAAUUGGUUCAUUCUGUUUUUUUAAUCUGUUUAGCUAUAUUAUUGCAAUGCCGAUGGUCUGUUUUUGUGUCUCAUCUGGGUAGAAACUGAGGUUGCCUAAAUGAGGAUCCCAGAUGCUUAUUAUAGUUUCUUUAAUAGUUCUCAGCAUUGUGAACGUUUUUUCUUUUUCCUCACAUGUUGUUAUCAUCAUCUAUCACAAAACAUAAUUAUGUUGCAAGCAGUUGUACUGAAUAUGCUGUUGCUCUUGACCAUUUAUUUGUAUCUAUCUUUGGAUGUAGAUGAUGAUGCUCCAUCAAAGGUUGCCAAAGUGGAUGCUCCCUCUCAGAUAGUUAGCAACCUGGUGUCUGGAUCAUUAGGCGUUGGGCUUCCUCCACUACCAGCUUACGGCGUUGUACCACCCAUGUAUGCAUUCCAGUGCCCGAAAACUUUCAUCAUAUUCACUUUCUUUUAAUCAUAGGACUGAAGUCUGUCUAAAACUGGUGUUCCACUCCCAAUUCACUUCUAGAGGAUAACGCCUUUCUUGUAUUUCUCCGGUAAUGAUACUGUAUAUGGAACAUUGACCGAUUGCUAGACCUUCAGAGUUUUUUAUCGUUCUUAUGUUAAAAAAUCUUAAAUGCGACACAAUUUUGGGGUGCCUGUAAGUAUGGUUAACAAUUUUUUUUUUCCUUACAGCUACAAUCCCGCAACAUUGACUGCACAGCCUUCUGUCUGGCCACUUCCACCUCGUCCACAACCAUGGUUUCAACCUAUGCCAGUUGGUCCUCUUCCACCUGCCAUGCCUUCAGGACUGGCAACACAACCUGGUUUGUUUCCCAUACAGAACGCUCAGAAUAUGUUAACUUCCACUCCUCCUGGAUACCAGCAAGGAUCUCAAAUUGGUCCACCUGGUCUCCCUUCAUCAGCGCCUUUUCCUGUGUCUCAACCAUUAUUUCCUAUUAGUACUAGUAGUGCUCCAUCAUUAGGUCCUCCUGGUCUCCCUUCAUCAACAGCUUCUGUAUCCCAACCAUUAUUCCCGAUUACUAGUACAAGUAGUAUUCCUUCACAAGGUUCAUUUCUAUCAGCAAAAAUUCCUGGAACUGCUCCAUUGAGUUCAAUUGAACUGACGAGUUCAGUGGAUGCGAGUUCUAUGACAACUACAGUUGUGGGAAGCUAUAAUCCUCCAAGCACACAAGGUCUGGGCUUGACUUUAUAUUAACAGCUGAAUUCUGUUUACUUACUGCAUUAUUGUCAGUCGUUUCUUUACACAUCGAAUUAAUAAAUUCCGUAUAUUUACACCUUGGUUUUGAUUAGCUUCUUAGAACAAUAUUCAUGUUUAGGGUAGAUCAGGCCAUCGUGUAUCCUACUGAUGGGGAUUUUUUGUGGUUUUGUUUUGGCUUCUUCAUGCAUUUAAAAAGUACACUUGCGAUGCAUCUUGCCAUUUUUAUUGAGUAAAGGUUCUAUUUUGCCUUUUUCAGAAAACUAUAUUAGAACAAAGCUUGUGUUCAGUACUACUGGAAUCCUACUACGUCAAUUUGCAAAACAAACCGGUUAUCACUAUCAUUUAUCGCCAUCAUUGGGGGAAAAAAAAAAGCUCUGUAUGGACAUGUAGAAAAUUCUCAUAUAGGCUCACACAAGAACGACUCCUGUGAAAUUAUCACAGCAUGUUGUAGAGUGCACAGUUCAAGAGGACUCCCAUACCGAGCCUUUUUUGCUUAUCUUUGUUUUCUAAGGAUCGAUGAUCUUUCUGCUCCAAUUUCUAUCUUUUCCCCUCCCACUGAAUGAAUUUUUUUCUUGCCAUAAUGUUCAGUCCUAUUAUAUUAAUAUCAGUAAUAUAGCUAUGUUCCCAGAUGUAGAAAUAUAAGGAGGAUCCCUUUCCAUUGAAAGAAAGGAGUGAAAAUUCAUGCCGAUACAGGACAUAGGAAUGAAAAUAAAUGACUAAAUUAACCCAAUUUUCCUGAUGCUUCUUGCCGUAAAUUAUAGAAGCAAUCAAAUCAAGCCUGUAUAUUUCCAGAUGCUGCCAUUUAGUAAUUUGUUGUUUUUCCCUUAUACCAAGUUUGAUGCUUCUCAAGUUAUUUGAUUCUCUAGCUUCUAUUUUCACUUUGAAAUACUUAAGUCAGAAGCAUGAAUAAGAUCUAAUCCAUGUUUAUAUCACCAUGUCUACAUGCUGAACUCCCACUUAUUGUUAUUUUCUUCCACGACUUGUUAUGGAUUUUAAAUAUCGUAGGGGAUUUCUUAAAGGUAACUGUCUGAUAAGCUUGAGCAUCCACAUAGAUGUCAUAACUGACUUAUUUGAAAUUGAUGUAGGCGCUCAUGACAAAAGGAUUUGGAAGAGAAAUUGAAUUGGGAUGACAUAAUUGCCAACGGGUUGAUCAAAAUAUGUUGGGAGAAAUGUCUGGUUUUGUGAUCAAGGAUAUGGCUCGAAUUGGGAUUUAAUUAAGGAAAUGCUAGGCGGUUGAAAGGAGUCCCACUUGCCAAUAUUGUUGUGGGAAAUAAUAAUUUUCUAAUAAUCCUUUUUUCACACAAAAGCAAGAACCACAGGCACUGGAACCAUAGCAAUGUAUCUAAGGAUGGCUUAAGGGGGAGAGCAUGGGUCAAAGUUAGUUCUCUUAUGUGAUUAGUAUAGGAUGACUGUAACAAAAUAUUUACUUUUUUGUAAACCCUAGAGAUUAGGGUAGUUGACAUCAAUUACUGGGUUGCUUCUUUACCUUUCGUUUUCCAAUUGAGGCAGCCUUUGUUUGAUAUAUCUCACAUUCCCAUAUCUUGGAAUACGUUUUCCUCUUUGCAGGUGGUGCAUCGUUCCUCAGCUCACAUAUGUACGCUUCUGGACCGAAUACCGGUGGCCCCUCAAUCGGGCCUCCACCUGUGAUAUCUAACAAACCACCUGCUUCUCAGCCUGCCACUAAUGAGGUCUACUUGGUCUGGGAUGAUGAGGCAAUGUCGAUGGUCAGUUUCCAGAAUCACUCAUAUACAUACAUAUCAUGUUCAAGUACAGUCAUUCGCUAGAGACUUUCAGUCAUCUGUGUUAUUUUCCUGUCGAAUUUCAGGAGGAAAGAAGAAUGUUCUUGCCGAAGUAUCAGGUGCAUGAUGAAACUUCCCAGGUAAGUUGUAACCAUCUCUUUUAGCUGGUACCCACACUACCCACAAGAUGCACGCUUCAAAUCUUGUAGGUAGACUCUUUUUUUCUUUUGAAGGCCUUUAGAUUCCUGCUAUUUUUAAUUCCUCAAAAGAUUUUUUUAAACCCUGGGACAUUAAAUAUUCAUUCCACAGACCUCCAUAAGAUUAAAUGGCCCAAUUGACUUUUGUUCUUGGUUUAAAUGCUCAAUAAUGUUUGUUCUUCUAGGCCUUUUUUUAAUAUUAAUUUAUACUAUGAGACAUGUUGAAUGGUAGUCCUCAGCCUCUGCUUUGCGAGGAAUUCAACCUAGUUUGUGGCGUCAAAACUUCCAAGUAGGUAUCCAAAAGUUUAUUUCUGCUAGCUUAGCAUUGCAAAGUCUGACAGACUUGUACGGACUCUGAUACCGGCAAAAAAGGGGCUCUUGCCGUAGCAGGAAGUGCCCAUGUGAAAAAGAAUGUGUAUGCAUGUGUAUGUAUGAUUAUCAUUUCGAUCAAGGUUUCACCUCUGUCCAUUGUAUUCGUUCAUUCUCCCCAUCGCCAACGAGCUUGGGCGUUUGGGUGGACCAAGAACAUGGCUGGGAGACGGAUUUUUCUUUUGGCCGUUUUGUGGGGUUUCUUGUUUAUCUGUUUUUGAUCACAGUGUGCGACCAGCCAAUGGUACAGGUCAGCUUUUAUUCAGCCAGCAACAGUUUGCUAUCUAUCUCUUCUAGAUAGUUGAAUCUCUGUUCAUAUUCCUCCUUUCUUCAUCCGAGACAGUAAUCAAAUGGGGUGUCUCUGAUUAAUGCUUUCUUCUCUCUGUUUCAGAUGAACUCCAUUGAUGCAGCCAUUGACCGCAGAAUAUCAGAGAGUCGCCUCGCUGGACGUAUGGCCUUCUAA
Messenger RNA from Spirodela intermedia, 8876 nucleotides. The record is from the annotation of a GenBank genome assembly. NCBI's taxonomy places the organism in Eukaryota, Viridiplantae, Streptophyta, Magnoliopsida, Alismatales, Araceae.